AUGAAUGCCAUUUGCAUGCUUCAUUGGCAAACACCUGAUUCAUUUGUUAAAAAUUCAAUCUUCAAAAACAACACAGCAAAAAUUUCAAAAGGAGGUUAUGGUCUUAUUACAUCAUCAUCUUCACCAUCAAAUGUUACAGUUUCAGAAUGUAUUUUCAUAGGAAACAAAGCAGACCAUACUUUUAGUUGUGAAAGUAAUGGUAUUAUUACAGUUAUACACUGCAGAGGAGAUGAUUUGUCUGCAAGUAAAAUUUAUGGAGGUUCAUUUAAUACAGAUAAAAUCGAAACAGAUCCUUUUGAUCUUCCACUUUCACUUCUUUCAUUAGGUAAAUGCGAAGCAGAAAAUCCAAUUUCAAUCGAACUUAUUUUAAAUGAAAUUGAAAAGAAAAAUAGUCAUAUUUUUGAUGAAUUUUGUUCUUUAAAUUUAACUCUUGAAUGCUUUCUUAAUUUAAAAAGAUCAUAA
Trichomonas vaginalis G3 is the source of this 462-nucleotide messenger RNA. RefSeq names its product pectin lyase-like family. The coding region runs from base 1 to 462 and encodes 153 amino acids. Lineage: Eukaryota; Parabasalia; Trichomonadida; Trichomonadidae. The record is from RefSeq and is a predicted model, not a curated record. The transcript has a single exon.